AUGUCGGAGAAGAAGAUUGUGUUGAAGAGCUCAGAUGGCAAGACCUUUGAGGUUGAAGAAGCGGUGGCUCUCCAGUCGCAGACCAUAACUCACAUGGUUGAAGAUAGCUGUGUCGGUAAUGAAAUCCCUCUUGAAAACGUCACCAGCCAGAUCCUCGUCAAAGUGAUCGAGUAUUGCAAGAAACACGUCGUCGUCGAUGGUGAUGGUGAUGACUCUUCUGAGGAGCUCAAGAACUGGGACACUGAGUUUGCGAAAAGUAUGGAUGACUCCACGCUCUUGAACCUGACUCUUGCUGCUUAUCAUCUGAACAUCGAAAGCCUUCGGACUCUCACUUGCAAAACAGUUGCUCAUGUGAUCGAAACCAGAACUAUUGAUGAGAUUCGCACUUUUUUAAAAAUCGAGAACGACCUCACACCCGAGGAAGAAGCAGAGAUUCGCAAAGAAAACAGUUGGGCUUUUGACGACUGA
Molecule: messenger RNA, 468 nt
Organism: Eutrema salsugineum
Lineage: Eukaryota; Viridiplantae; Streptophyta; Magnoliopsida; Brassicales; Brassicaceae
Product: SKP1-like protein 13
Exons: 1
Coding region: 1-468 (155 amino acids)
Biological process (GO): SCF-dependent proteasomal ubiquitin-dependent protein catabolic process
Cellular component (GO): cytoplasm; nucleus
Molecular function (GO): cullin family protein binding
Source: RefSeq, a predicted model, not a curated record